Molecule: messenger RNA, 7470 nt
Organism: Solenopsis invicta (red fire ant)
Lineage: Eukaryota; Metazoa; Arthropoda; Insecta; Hymenoptera; Formicidae
Gene: Jra
Product: transcription factor AP-1
Exons: 1
Coding region: 861-1682 (273 amino acids)
Biological process (GO): regulation of transcription by RNA polymerase II; regulation of cell cycle; regulation of cell population proliferation
Cellular component (GO): transcription regulator complex
Molecular function (GO): DNA-binding transcription factor activity, RNA polymerase II-specific; RNA polymerase II cis-regulatory region sequence-specific DNA binding; transcription factor binding
Source: RefSeq, a predicted model, not a curated record
UGGGUGUUCACAAGUUGUCGGGCCACCGUGGCGCACAGGGCGAUCCGCGUUUCGCGCAAACACACACACGUCGCGCUGCGUUCCGUUCCGUUUCGGAUCAGAAAGACGGCACACGCGCACCGCUUCGCGUCGUCGUGAGUCAUUGUUGUGUUGACAGUCAGUCGGGGCAGACGGGCAGGCAGGAAAGCGAGCAGGCGAGAGAGCCAGGCGGACGAGCAGGUUGCCGCGCUCUUCCACCGAGGAGAGACCGGUUAGCCGUUCUUUGCAUCGGCGUAGUAACGCCGGACGUGCGUCAAACCGUCGUCGCUGUCUUCUGCGCCGAUUUCGGCCGACUUAUUUGCCUCGUAUCGGUGCCGCGUCGCGCCGGUGGUUGGUGCGCGAUACGCCGAGUGACGUGACAGUCCCGCGAGACGGAGGGACGGAGACGGAGGUGCUGCGUGGAGUAAAAAGAGACGGGCGAUCGUACCGCGAGUGAAUUUUUUGCGUACAGUCGCGCGCGGCUGUUAUGUAAUCGCCGCAACGCGAAGCUAAGUGUUUGCGCGUUGACGUAGGCGAAGAAGGAGACAGAGAGAGAGAGAGAGAGAAAGAGAGAGAAAGACAAACGAAGAAAGACUGAGAGAGACAGAGAGAAAGAAAGAAGAACACGCCGCAGAACUCGUCGACGUGUUAAAACUCCAGGAAAGAGUCCGUCGUUCUCUUUAAUUCUUCGGGCCGGAUAAGCGAACCGCGCGGCCAGUUCGACGGGGGGGAACGCGAACACCGCUUUCUCGUUCCGGAGGAGAGAAAUUCAGAAGGAGUCGAGGGGGCGUUCUCCCUCGGUAUUCCCUAAUCGAGGCGAGUCAAUCAGUCCGGCGGCAUCGAUGGUGCGCAGCCUGACGAUGGAGCAGACGUUCUACGAGGACGCGGGCGUCUACACUGCGAUGAACGGUCGCGACAACACCGUGGUCCAGCUCAAGCGGAAUCUCACGCUCGACCUGAACGGUUGCCAGAGGCAGGGCCCGCAGGCGAAGAGGCCGCGGCUCGGCCCGCUGCCGCCGGCCCUGAACAACGUCACGCCGAUCCUCAGCUCGCCGGAGCUCAACAUGCUGAAGCUCAACUCGCCGGAGCUCGAGAAGCUCAUCAUGACGCAGUCCGACGGCCUGGUCACCAGUCUGCCUACCCCGACCACCCAGAUUCUGUUCCCGAAGGCGGUGACCGAGGCCCAGGAGCUGUACGCGCGCGGCUUCGUCGACGCGCUCAACGAGCUCCAUCACUCCGACAGCUCGCAGGAACCCGGCAGCAUGCACGGUGCCACGUACACGACUCUGGAGCCGCCCGGCAGCGUGCAGAGCACGGAGUCCACCAUGAGCAACCCCGGUCUGCUGCACGUCAAGGACGAGCCGCAGACGGUACCGAGCGUCUCGAGCACGCCGCCGAUGUCGCCGAUCGACAUGGAGAACCAGGAGAAGAUCAAGCUGGAGAGGAAACGGCAGAGGAACCGCGUGGCCGCGUCCAAGUGCCGACGGCGCAAGCUCGAGCGCAUCUCCAGGCUCGAGGACAAGGUCAAGAUGCUCAAGGGCGAGAACACCGAGCUGAGCGGCAUCGUGCACAAGCUCAAGGAGCACGUGUGCCGGCUUAAGGAGCAGGUCAUGGACCACGUGCACGCCGGCUGUCAGAUCAUGGCCGUCAACAACCAGUUUUGAAGCUUCUCAAUCGCCUGCCCUCCCACCCUCCCUAGUUGAGGAUGACGAGUGCUAAUCCCCCACGCCCCCGCCCCCGCUCUCGGCCAGCCACCCCCUUUCGCCCUCGCGGGAGGGGUGCAGUUCCCCGUCAGUUCAUCAUCACCGGGAGCGUUCCGUUCGAUCACGUUGCAAUAGAGAUGACCGCAGCCACUCGCAGUGCAAUUUUUCUCUUGGAGCAGCCAGUUAAAAAAAAUUUUAUAUUAAUUUGCUAACGGGCAAUUGGGUGUCAUCCGUCAUCGCCGUGCUCACCAUCUUCUUGCCCCUUCGCGGGGAAAGCCCCCGCGAGGGAAACCAACUUUCUCGCUACGACCGGCGUGUCGUUUGGAUCGCCUCUACUACGCGAUCCAGAGGAAAGAUCUCUCUGCUGGCUGAACAAACACCUAUGGUGGCCUAUCGUCGUUCGGGAACGUUCCUUCUUAUCUCGAACAUCAGCAAACUCCGGAGAGUGGACAUUCUUCGUUUUUCUACGACCGAUGACAAGGAGAGAAGAAGAGAAGCAAAGUUCUUCUGCACCUUCCGAAAUCGUCAAGGAUAGUGGAGGGGGGCGCGGUAUCUUCGAGAAGCGAAGGAUGAUCCUGAAGAAGAAUCUUCGCAGAGGUGAGAGGGAGAGAAGGAGUCCAUCGUCCACAGCGCGUUCGCUGUUUUCUCUCUCGGUUCUUUUGUGCCACGAUCGGGGAGGAGACGAUCAACAGCGGGAACAGUAAGCAGCAGGCGGAGUAGAAGGAGGAGGAGGAGGCGGAGGAGGAGGUGACGGUCGAGAUGGAGAAGGAGGAAGGAGUGCCUUCGUACAGCGUGAAACGUAAAGGAUGCUUUUGGGAGAGUGGCGGGCGUGCGCGCGUGCGUGUUGCGCGCAUGCGAGAGACUUUACACGCACGAGCACGCUCGGCGACGAGCGAGUGCGAGUGUUAGGUAUGCAUGAGAAAGAGAGAGAGAGAGAGAGAGAAAGAAUGUGUGUGACAAGGAGAAAGAGUAUAUGUAUAUGCAUGCGUGAAAAGAAGAGAGAGAGAGAGAGAAAGAGGGAGUUCGCGCGAAGUAGCGUGAGGGGGGGAGUACCGCGGCGGCCAUUUUGGAGACCGCGAGAGAGCCGGCGGGAGAUUCGAAGCUACCGGAAGCUGAGGCUUUUCUCGUUCCUCCACCCUUUUUCCCUUUGCUAUCGGAUAAGCGACCGUCGCGCGUCGCGUCGUCGUGCAACGGCCGUCGUUCGCCUCAUCUGCUUUUCGCUGGAGUCCGUAUACGAGGGAACGAUCGAUUUCUCGAACGUUCGAUCGUCGCAAAUUCUUUCCGCGUCGAUGAUCUUGCCGUUGUAGAAUGAUCGUAGAAAGGGCUCCUUCUUUCUUUCUCGGCGGUGAACGGUUGCGCCGAUUUUCUUCUUUACCGCGAACUCGCGUGAUCGGUUUCGCUUGUACACUUCGAUACUUUUUGAUAUAUUCGUUCGCUUUGCGCAAGUGAAGGUGCAAAUUUAUGCAGUGAAAAAAUCGCCGCUAUUGAAGAUCACGCGGAUCAUUCUCUGUUCGUUAACGAGUAAUCGCUGUUUUUUAGUUUUUGCUGAAAUUUUUUAGUUCUUAGCGAAUAUUUGCUGGCAAGGUACAAAUUGCCUUUUUGUGAUAAAACAUCCAUUUUAUUACGAAAUGCAAACAUCAGAGAUAAUUAAAGAAGAAAAAUUCUACAUAUUCAAGUACAUUGUAUAUGUUCACAUAAAAUUACAACUUGUAUUGUGCAAAUUGAUAAAACGCAAACACGAUCAAUUGAAACAAAAUAUCGAGAAGAAGUUUUUAUGUGAUUUUUAAUAUAUUUUUAUAAAAAGUAUUUCAGUAUUGACACGCAACCAUACGGAUGCGACACCCGCAAACUAUUUGCGGCAAAUUAUUCGUUACUCGCUAAAAAUUAUUUGCAGCAAAAAAUUCGCUGCAUGAAAAGGCACCUUGAUGUAAAAAUUAAGCUUUGAAAAUUACUUGUGACACACAGACACAGAUGAUUGCGCGAGGUGAUUUUUUGCGCUCCGCGAUUCUCGAAUGAUAAAGUCGAACGCCUCUCAUCAUGGUGGAGAGGAUUACGUUACGUUCGAGUAUCGACGAUCCCUCGCGUUCGGCUCCUCUUCCGACGCGAACGUGGGAGACGCGAUUGUGUAUUGUUUAUAGUCUUUUGCGGAUCAAUCAAAACGGGAGAUUAUCAUCUUCUCGGCUCGAAGGAACCACACCGACCGAUUAACAUGUGAUAAGCGCAAUCAAACCCGGGAGAUCACGGUUUGCCUUUUACCGAAUGCACUUUUCGCGAGAGGGACUCUCGAGCAUUCCGCUAGUUUUGGAAACUUCUACACACUUUGGUGCAUAUUACGAGAUAUUGACAAAUUAAUUCUAAGGAAUAAUGCAUUACGGUGCUGUACUAUAGCCGCGUAGAAAUGUGCAUUAAGGCAGUCUGUUGUAAUAACGCGUAUUCUAACGUACCAGACGAUAGAAUCGAUCGACGAUUACCGAAGCGUCGAAACGAGCUUGAUUUUUUGUUUAAGUAGCAUAUGUCUCGCGUAAUUUUUUCCUUUUCAAAUUGAAACUGUAACUAGUUUCAAAUUUUUUGCAAUUCACUUGUCUAUAUCGUGAAAAGAAUCGAAUCCUCGAACGAGAAAAUUCAAGUAUUUUUCUAAUUGUGAUUGGUGAAAGAAAAUUAUAUAUGUAAAUAUAUAAAGAGAGGCGCGGUUUCUUUGCGCCAAGUAUAUAUGUAAAAUUUCUUAAUUGUUAAACUUGUAAAAAUAUGUACAGAUUGUUUCUGUAUCUUCCAUAUACGUACUUUGAACCGAUCGGUUGAAGGAUCCUUUGAAUAAAAAGAUGUAAUAUUUUUACUGUAUUGAGAGCAACUAAACGGCAGAGGAUAGACGCGUUACAAUCGCAUGCCUCGCGAUCAACAUUGUUCGAUAUUUCUCUUCUAAGAUCGUCAAUACUUUAUCUCCGACGUGCCUCGACGUCGUUUCGCCUGCAACGCGUUGAUCGACCGAAGUAGCCUCGUUUUUAACCCCCCCUGCUUUUGGAGAAGAACUCUCUAGUGCUGUUAAGGCUGUACAAAUAGUAGAGUAGUGUUCGGAAGCAGUCGUGCGUGUUGAGUCUGUCGAAGAGUCGUCAUCCUGGGCGGAAAGAACGGACGCGGUGUAUGUCGCUCUCUCGCGCCGCGCCGCGGCGCGCAGGACGGUCCUGUGAUCGCCCGCGACGCGUGCCGAUUAAUCCGGAUUACGCCUGAUUACGCCGACGUACAAAAGACGGAGGCAAAUCCCGCGUAAUUCCACGAUCAAUCGAAUACGCGCGUUUGUCGUCGUCGUCGUCGUCGUUGUCGUGUGCAGGAUUUUUGAGAAAUUGAUGCUAACUAGUCUGUCUCUCGUGCUACGUGAGUCGUUUUUCGUAGAAGACGAUCUGUCGCAAGCUUCUGUCAUUUGAAAUUCGAGAACGCGAUGAAUUUUCUGUGAGUUGGAAACGGCGGACUACGUACUUAAAAAGAAAGAAAGAAAAAGAAAAAUUAAACCAUCUUGUGCACGCGUGGAUCGGCAUACCGUGUCCGUUCGCUCCAGGAAGUCCCGAAUCUUUCCCUUAGCUCUUAAGCCGGAGACGGUCAACGAGUCACGUUCUCCUCUUGGUUCUUCUGCGCGUUCCUCGCGACGCGUGGAACUCCAUUUCGUCAUAUGUGCAUCUAGUCUUGUCCAGUAUGCCCUUGUAACUUGCGCGCGACGCGUAUUUAUGCGUGUGCCGCACGCAACACACACGCAUACACAUGUACACACAUACACACAAACACAACACGUGCAGAUCGGGGACACGCUCGUACAUACACAGUAACACGGUGGUCGUCGCGACCGCGUUGUUGAACCACAUGUCGCAAGCUGCACGGCGUCGGCAGGCAUCGCGACGUCGUCGGUCAUCUGCGAUAGGGUAACGCCGGCCGCAGUAUAGUCAGAAAAAAAUAGGCGUGAGAAGAUAAUAUUUGCUCGCAACUCUGUUGUAUACGUUUAGUAUUAUGUUGCAAUUUCAAAAUUUCUGACGCGAACAUUUUUCUUUCUGCGAAUAUAUUAUGACUUACAUAAAAUGUUUACUCUCUUUGUACACUUUAAAAAAAUUUAGUAAACUUACAUAAAUAAUGAAUGUAAAAAUUACACGAUUAAACGUGUAAAUAUACAAAAUCGUGUAAUUUUACAUAUUAUGUAAUGUUCCACAAAAAAUUACCCAUCAUAAUAGAGGUGUAAUUUUAUACAAAAUUUUUUUACAGUUUAGAGAGUAUGAAAAGCUUAGCGGCUAUUUCGUGAUACAUAAAUCUAGAAGGAUAGUAUAAAGAAUGAAAUAUACCAAAAUACAAACUUAGUCUUUGUAUUCUUAGAUCAGCUUGAUUGGCCCACUCAUAUAUUCCUCUUUUUACGGAAAAAUGCAAGGGAUUCUAAAAGUUUUCUUUUUUUUAAAUACAAGAAAAUAAAUAUUUUAUAAAACAAAUUUUUAUGGUGAUAGACUGUAUGAAGUUUUUAUUAGUACAGUUUAUUUAUUUUUUAAAUAUAGUAAAUGUUUGGUAAAUUAAGUUUUCGAUAGGCGCGGCAUAUGUACUGGGGUUACCCUAUAUCGGAUUCGCCAUACACCGGAACGACAGACGUCCGCGUUGCUAGAAUACAACCCCGUUCUCUUACGACACGACACGCACAUAUUCGCUACCGUUGUAUAUCCCGUCACACACGAGACUCAUAUACGAUACACAUUUUUUUGAUACGAAGAUCGCGUGGGCUUAACCCGAGGACGCUCGCCGCACGCAAGUUAUCGUUAUCGCGAUGAUAUCGGCAAUAAGUAAAGUUCCCCCCGUCUCUUCGCGAAGACGCGAGAAUUGUCCCGUAUAGCGAACGUCCUCGAUCUUUCCGUUCGAUUAUUCGUGAAGUUAUCGAUCUAGUAGACGUGUAGGCAGUCUUUUAGACGAGUUUUUUUAAUAAGAAAGAUUGUUAUAUGAACCGAGGAAAAGGAAUUGUUAACCUGACUAAAUUUUAAAACUUUUCCAGAUCAAGUAUUUAUAUAUUUAGCUUAAAAUACGCAAUAAAAAGUUUUUAAAUUUAACACAUUUUACAUAUUUCAAACGGUGCUUCACGUUUCCACCCAAAUUUUUGUGUUAAUUUAAUGAAUACGUUAGAAAGUAAUAUAAAUAUUAUGUAAAAGAUUAACACCAAAGAGAGACAUAAUUUUGACAUAGUUUGAAAAUAAAUUGGAGAAGCAUACUUCUUUAGUAAUAUUAACAUUUUUAAUAUGCUUUAUAAUUAACACGUAUGUUUUAUCCAUUUAUCUUAGUUGAGUUACUGACUUUUUGGCAACUCUUCCGAAUAAUUUUAUACACCACUAGACUCAACAAAUUCUCGCAACGCAACGGCGAAUUAAUCAUGAAAUUUUACACAGCUGAUCCAAUUUUUUAAUUAUCGUAUACAUACUUCCAUUAUAAAUCAUAAACUUGGCGCCUUAUCUAUUAUAUGAGUAUUGUAAUAAUACCGAUACAGAUGGAUGUAUACGCGAUAUCUUAUCAUUUUGUGUUAAUUUGUUAAUUUUAAGGUCACGUAAUUAAAAAAAUAUGUGUUUAUAACAGCUGAAGAGGACUCGGCAAAGUCGAAACGUUCCGUAAAUUUUAAUAUAAUUAUAUAAAGGAAAUAAUACUUUGCUCGAUUGGCUUUUAAUAACCUGUUUUUAUCAUUUAUCUCAGAUUUUCAUUUCAACACUAUAUUAUUUUUAAGGUAUUUGUCCAUUUACCCAAUUUG